Messenger RNA from Entamoeba invadens IP1, 336 nucleotides. RefSeq lists its product as hypothetical. The record is from RefSeq and is a predicted model, not a curated record. The transcript has a single exon. NCBI's taxonomy places the organism in Eukaryota, Evosea, Mastigamoebida, Endamoebidae. The coding region runs from base 1 to 336 and encodes 111 amino acids.
AUGCAAGUUUUGAUGUUAUUUUUCGUGGUGUUUUUGAUGGGAGUGCGUGGGAGUAGCGACGAUGAUGGACAACAUUUGACAAUCGAACAACGGAUGGCUGAUAUAGCGAAGAUUAGACACAUGCUUCGACACGUGAGGAACCAUCAUAGGCGUGUGAUUCCACGUUUGGUGCACCGCCAUCAUUGCGGUAUAACGGGAUGUAAUUAUCUCUUCACAAAAGUUGACAGAGCUGAAGAUGAGAUAGCCAUGUUGACAAAAGAAAUCAACAACUUGAUCGACAAAGAAGAAGCGCCAAGCAGGUGUAUGCGUUGCAAAAAAAUGAGAGUAUCAAAGUAA